AUGGAGCUGGAGCAGGUCCCCGUCCCCUUGGAGCUGCUGCUCGAUGUGCUCGAGCUGCCCGGGAACAAGUUGCAGGAGCAGCUGAUUGCCGAGCUCCAGAGGCGUGUUGUGGCAUCGCUGCAGGGUAACGAACCAUUGGUUCCAAUUGAAACAGCUGUUGCGCUCGCGUGUGGUCGCCGUUCAGUACCUUGUCCCAAAGAUUCCGAGCUUUGGGGUGGGCUGGUAGAAUCCAUUGCUCUCCAGCUGACCUCGAAGCGACAGGUGGACAUUUUCGAUGGCUGCCGGCCCAGAGAAGACCUUUGGAAUGCCGUCAGCCAGCUGAAGGUAGGUACGUGGCAGUCUUUGGAACUACAGAUUCGGAGGCCUUCCGCUUACUUGAGUCGCUCACUCUACGAUGCAGACAAGCGAAUCGAGUCGGCCCGGCUCUACGGAGACGUGGUUGGCACUCCCGUGCCGCAGCGAACCUCCGUCAUCGCAGACACAGGAAGUACGAUCUGUGCAUUUACCUGCACUGGCUGCAGCAUGUGCGGCCAGCAUCUGGAUGCGAACUUCGACUUCUCGAAGUCGAAGACGGCGCAGUGGGUCAAGUGCAGUCGGCGAGCCUGUGACUCGUGCAGGAUGAACUACUGCGCCUACCGACAAAGCUACACCGAGGGCAGCUCAAUUGAAGGUUACCGCUUCACGGAUUAUGUGUCUCUCGGCGAUGAGUUCCAGCAGAAUCCGCCCGUUAAGGUGCAGAUGGGGUGUCACAGCCGUGAGACGAAGCUCUUUGUUACCCAAAAGGCCAAUGGAAUCUUUGGCCUGGCCCCAUCCAAAGACAGGAUGACCACGAUCCUGAUGAAUAUCUUCAAGGACAAGGCACAUGUGAAUGCUGCGGUGUUCGCCAUGUGCUUGUCCUCCCAGGGAGGUCUCUUGACUGUGGGUGGCUUCAACCAAUCCCUGAACACGGCUACUGUGCAGUGGAUCCCUCUCACUUUGCAUGGUUUCUACAGCGUCUCCCUUGUGAAGAUGCUCAUCGAAGGGCCCGGAGGCUCUGAGCUUUCAGGUGGCUUUGGACACACCAUCGUGGAUUCGGGCACGCACCAUGGCAAUGUGGUGGACGUACACCUACCUCCCAGACGGGCUGUACCGCCAACUGAAAGAAGCGGUCAAAUCAUACUGCAAGCAGCACAGCGGGUGUGCUGCCCAGGGGACCAGAGGUACGUGCUGGACGGUUCCAGGAACUGGUACCCAAGCUCAUACCUCUAUCGUCGCAGUGGCGAACUGUACUGCUUGGGCUUCGAAAGCAACGGAGCUGCGCGGCAAACAGUCGGCAACCCCAGAGUGUUACGCUGCGUGGACUUCGGGGACCGGGCCUGGUUUGACGGGCCGGCUGAUGCCGCACAAAUUCAUGGGGCAGUGAUGCUCACUAGUCAGAUGACACCGCUUUCAGUCCUUGGAGCGACAUGGAUGAUUGGCCGAAACGUCAUCUUUGACACGGAGAGCCCCAAACUUGGCCUUGCAGAUGCCAGUUGCCCGAGUUUCGUUGAGCGGCCGCCCGGCCCAACGAAAACAGUGGUGCUGGGCGGGUCCUCUAACCCAACAGGCUCACAGGCCGCCUACAAAGACCACCGGUUUCGGCCGCCGAUUGCGAUCCCUGAUAUCACAGCAGCCACGCUGUUCAUGCUGACAGCUUUCAUGCUGAUGACGCUGGGCCUUUGCUUGGUGAUGCGGAACCUUUUGCGAGCCCACAGUGCUCUGCACCGCUCUCCUGCCAUGGCGUCGCCUGCCUCGGGUCGGCGGAGUCUUCGUGCAAGGAAGCUGGGGCGGUCCAGCCCUGCACAUGACGAGGAGCUCGAGGAGAUGCAAAGCCUCGCCUCCAGCCCUCAUGCACAGUCAGACGGAGAGUGGCCAUCCAGCCCCGUGGAAGGCACGCGGAUACCGGUGGAGACAUGGCUUCGAAACCACGAAGCCGAUGACCGAAGUGGAGAUUCCGCAACCGCCGGGUCUGGCUCGGACGUCUUCUCUGAAGGACCUUUGCCGCUUCAUGGCGUGCCUUCAACCAGCAUGGUCUUCCUGCUUCGCUGCAGCACAUCCUUGUUCCGCACAUGA
Messenger RNA from Symbiodinium sp. CCMP2456, 2091 nucleotides. NCBI's taxonomy places the organism in Eukaryota, Dinophyceae, Suessiales, Symbiodiniaceae. The record is from the annotation of a GenBank genome assembly.